CUUAAAGCCAGAAUCUGCCAAAAUUUGAAUUGGAAAAAUAAACACAGCUUUGUUCUGCUCAGCUGACAAACACACAAGCAUGCACCAUCCUCCCUUCUAGAUUCUAACCUAGAGUUUAUCUUCCCCUGAGAAAUCUGGAAUCUAAAAUUGCAUUCCGGCUGCAAAAUUUUGCUGAAAGAGCCUUAGGCUAUUUCCACGAUCUGAGUAGCAAAAUCUUUCUGACUUCGGUCCAACACAAUGCCUCAGUUCCUUUACAAGAUAAAUUAAGGGUCUGUGAACUUGAGAGUAAGAAUGUCGGUUUCUGGAAUUCGAGUUUUCCGGCUGUGUUAUUGCACGCAAUUGGCAUUUGAGGACACCGUGCGAGCAGGAACGCAGGUGGACGAUCGCCUCCCGGUCUCGGGUCGGCUGCGUCCCGAGGUAGUCAGAGACCAGCUAGGGCCGAACCCCGACCCGGCCCCCCGCUGCGGUGGGUCCCCAGCUUCGGACGCCCGGCGGGCUGCGCCGUGUCCACCCCUCUCUUCCCUCUCCCGUCCGGGCUCCAGUGCGGUUCGGACACUAUCCUUGGCUUUCAGCUCCCGCCUGCUCCACCCCAGAUUGUUCAGUUCAAGGGAAUGAAGAAUUCAGAAUAAUUUUGGUUAAGUGGAUUCCAAUGUGGGGAAUAAGAAUAACCUGAACAGUUGACCUGCUUUGAAGAAACGUAAUUUCCAUUUAUCUAAAAUAAUCUGUAACAACCAAACCAAUCAAAAUGAAUUCAACCUUAUUUUCCCAGAUUGAAAAUCAUUCAGUCCACUAUAAUUUUUCAGAGAAGAAUUCCCAGUUUUUGGCUUUUGAAAAUGAUGAUUGUCAUCUGCCCUUGGCCAUGAUAUUUACAUUAGCUCUUGCUUAUGGAGCUGUGAUCAUUCUUGGUGUCUCUGGAAACUUGGCCUUGAUCAUAAUCAUCUUGAAACAAAAGGAGAUGAGAAAUGUUACCAACAUCCUGAUUGUGAACCUUUCCUUCUCAGACCUGCUUGUUGCCAUCAUGUGUCUCCCCUUCACAUUUGUCUACACAUUAAUGGACCACUGGGUCUUUGGUGAGGCAAUGUGCAAGUUGAAUCCUUUUGUUCAAUGUGUUUCAAUCACUGUGUCCAUUUUCUCUCUGGUUCUCAUUGCUGUGGAACGGCAUCAGCUGAUAAUCAACCCACGAGGGUGGCGACCCAAUAAUAGACAUGCCUACAUAGGUAUUGCUGUGAUGUGGGUCCUUGCUGUGGCUUCUUCUCUGCCUUUCCUGAUCUACCAAGUAUUGACUGAUGAACCAUUCCAAAAUGUGACACUUGAUGCGUUCAAGGACAAGUACGUGUGCUUUGAUAAAUUUCCGUCGGACUCUCACAGGUUGUCUUAUACCACACUGCUCUUGGUGCUGCAGUAUUUUGGUCCACUCUGUUUUAUAUUCAUUUGCUACUUCAAGAUAUAUAUACGCUUAAAAAGGAGGAACAACAUGAUGGACAGGAUGAGAGACAGUAAGUACAGGUCCAGUGAGACCAAAAGAAUCAACAUCAUGCUGCUCUCCAUCGUGGUAGCCUUUGCCGUUUGCUGGCUCCCCCUUACCAUCUUCAACACCGUAUUUGAUUGGAAUCAUCAGAUCAUUGCUACAUGCAACCAUAAUCUGUUAUUCCUGCUCUGCCACCUAACAGCAAUGAUAUCCACCUGUGUCAACCCCAUAUUUUAUGGAUUUCUGAACAAAAACUUCCAGAGAGACUUGCAUUUCUUCUUUAACUUCUGUGAUUUCCGGUCUCGGGACGAUGACUAUGAGACAAUAGCCAUGUCCACCAUGCACACAGAUGUUUCUAAGACUUCUUUGAAGCAAGCAAGCCCAGUUGCAUUUAAAAAAAUUAACAAUGAUGACAAUGAAAAAAUCUAAAACUGCUGUAGAAUAUGGUCUCAGAUGUUUAAAAAUAAGCACAGCCUACAGCAGCAUACUUGUAUUACCCAUUCUCCUAAGGAAUGGGGUUGAAAUCAUUUGAGACAGACCAGGGUUUUCUUGUCUUGCUUUUUACUGCUUUUGUUAUAGGUGUCAUAAUUACAUUUGGAACAAAAUGUAUACGUUUUGGCAUCUUGUGGUGAUAGUUCUGACAAGACAUCCUUGAAGUGCUUUUCGUGAACUUAGAACUAUAAUAUAAAGACUUUUAUACCAUAUUUAUUGGAAUGAAAUUUCUUCCAAGUAUUGUUAUUAACUGAUUGAGAAGCACUAGCACCUGAUGCUCUCAUUAGAUUGGGCAGUCCUUAUGAGUUUAGAUUGUCAAUUGAUUGGGCCAUCCUCAUGUUAUGAUAGGCAUCAUUUCAGUCUGUUGCAGAGGUGACAGUAUUCAAAAGCAGCAUUCAGGAUCAGGAUGUGGAGCCAAAGGACUUUCAGACAUGAUUUGCUUUUUUGCUCCAAUUGAUUAUUAUUUAAAUUAAGACAAAAAUGUAUCAAUAAUGUUUGCUCAGCUGUGAAUAACAUGGGGAAUUGGGCCACCUACAAGACUUCAGAGAGAAAGCAGUUCUCUAACUUCAAAACUAUUUUAGUACCUGACAAUCAAAGCGUCUCAAAGUAAUUAACAAGUAAGUUAGUAGGCUGAAUUAUUAUCGUUUGAGUUGGUGGUCAAGAGAUUUUUCCAUUCUUUACAGACUGAUCAGUGUUUGUCCAACUUUCUGGCAUAAACAUGUAACUCAGAAGGCAUUUCCAGCUUUUCCAGCUUACAGUACAUAGAAACUCACACUGUCUUUUCCAUGCAGCAGUGCCAAAUACAGUAACUCGUUUUUAACUUUCAGUGUCUAUCUUUCAAAGCUAUUGACACCAAAGUAUAGUACAGUGUUAAAAGGAAGCUCACUUCAGCUAGCAGGGAAAAACACCCCCAAACUGAGGACACUUUAUCUAGCACAUGUUAACUUGUGUAAUCUGUGUGACUUAUGGUGUCCUAUUAAUAACUCACUGUAUAGAGUAUGGAGUAAUUAUGUCAUGUUAGUAUGCCGGAUUCCACGUAUCUUGUAAUCAUGAGUGAGCCUCAGAAUCAUCUUCAGAAAUGAUAUUUUAAAGAACAAGACAUACUUUCAGUAUAUUGUACAAAGUAUUAAAUAUGUUUGAUUUCAGAAGGGCAGAUACUUUAUUAAAAUUGAAAUUGUUUUUG
Nycticebus coucang (slow loris) is the source of this 3143-nucleotide messenger RNA. It is a transcript of the gene NPY1R, whose product is annotated as neuropeptide Y receptor Y1. Bases 746 to 1897 code for a protein of 383 amino acids. Gene Ontology annotation, molecular function: neuropeptide Y receptor activity; neuropeptide binding. The transcript is spliced from 3 exons. Gene Ontology annotation, biological process: G protein-coupled receptor signaling pathway. Gene Ontology annotation, cellular component: neuron projection; plasma membrane. The record is from RefSeq and is a predicted model, not a curated record. NCBI's taxonomy places the organism in Eukaryota, Metazoa, Chordata, Mammalia, Primates, Lorisidae.